CAAGCGAUGGGUAAACCCACGCGGAGAUGUCUAGCAUUGGCCAAGAAAUCUCCUGAUCAUCCCCUUCUUCCCAUUCUUGGUAUUUCAUGGGCGAGUGUUUUUGUGUUUUUUUUUUUUUUUUUUUCUCGCCUCUUCCCGAAGAGAUGUUUUCCCCGGUCCCUUUUAAGAUGGCGUCUGCCGCCCAGACCCGUGGCGUUUUCCCCCCAAGACCCUUUCUGCAAAACCACACCCUCCUCCCUUCCCUAGUCUUGCAGGCUCUUACCUAGACGAGCCGAAGCGUGACCAACAAAAUGUCCGACAACAAAGCAAAAGGCUUCUUGAGAAAAGCAUAUCGUGCUUUUGCUCCUGAAGCCGAAAAGGGCGAUGAUGGGCGUGAUAAUUGGCCUUCAAGGACCGCGUUCGUCCUCGCCUGUAUGGGAGGUACAGUUGGUUUAGGAAACCUCUUACGAUUCCCAUCGAUUGCCUUUCAAAAUAAUGGAAUACAGUGGUUCAUACCAUAUUUCAUGGCAGUCUUCUUUCUGGCUGUUCCUGUGGUCAUCCUCGAGGUCUCAAUCGGCCAGGCCUACCGCGGCGGAUGCCUCGUCGCGUACGACCACAUAUCACGCCGGACCAAAGGUCUCGGUUUUGCUCUCGUCAUGAACGGCUACAUAGUCUGCAACUACUUUGUGCCCAUCCUCGCUUGGGUUAUGAUCUAUUUCCGGCAUUCCUUCUCCAACCCGCUCCCCUGGGCUGAAGACAGCCAAGACUUUUACGACAACCAAGUCGUCCAAGCCGUGCCAGGCAUCCCCGGAGAUAUUGUCGACGGCUCCGUGACUAGGUUUACCUCUUAUCCAGAGUCGGGCAUAGUGGGCGAGAUUGUCGGAUGGAGCGCCUUCACCUGGUUUAUAGUCUGGCUCUGCAUGUUCAGCGGUGUCGGGCUGACCGGCCGUGUGGUAUACUUUACAAUGGGAAUGCCAAUUGUGAUGAUUAUCAUUCUCCUUGGCCGCGGUGCAUCCAUGGAAAAUGCCGUCGACGGAAUAAAGCUCUAUGUGGGCGAGUGGCAUGGUGAUAAGCUUGGGCGACCCGCCAUUUGGCAGGCUGCUGCAAGUCACAUAUUUUUCUCCAUUGGCGCAGGCAUGGGUUAUUACACCUCGUACGCUUCGUAUAACCAAAAGUUUGCCAACGCAGUGCAGGACGCACUCAUCAUCGCAUGUAGCAACUCAGCCAUCGAGGUUUCAGCGGGUUUUGCCGUCUUUAGCGUUGUUGGCUAUCUGGGAAUGCACCCAGACAGUGGUGAAGUACUUGGGACGUACAACCUCGCCUUCAUCACCUUACCGGCCGCCUUCGUGCAGAUGCCUGGCAGCAACUUUUGGGCCGUGAUUUUCUUCAUCACUAUCAUGGUGCUCGGAUUUAGCUCUUGCUUUGCCAUGCUCGAGUCCCUGGUGACGCUGGUCAUGGACACAGGGAUUUCUCAGCGGGUUUCACGUGUCACUGUCUCGACAAUCAUCAUCAUCGUCUCGUUUCUUUUUUCGCUCAUGUACUGCACUCAUUUCGGCAGGGAUCUUCUCAAUGCUAUCGACGCCUGGAUCAGCGAUAUGUCUUUAGUGGGCAUCGUUGCCCUUGAGUGUGUGGUGGCCACCACCAUUUACCGUUUCCGCGAUGUUACGGGACAGGUAGGCCUCCCGGCCUUCGCCAUCUUCAACGGCAGCUAUGCGCUGGCGUUUGUCGUGGGCCUAAUUAUCGCACACCACGUGUCUCCCGAAGCUGGCGCGGGUGCAGGUUUCGGUAUCUUCAUUGCCGCUGUCUUGUUGUGCGUCUUCAUGGCGAGGACACCCUCGGUACCGGCCCCCAGGUUCUGGGGCGGUAAGCCUCUGCUCAACAAGUUCUGGUGGCUGGCAUUUUACUCUGGUAACCAACUCCGCCGUGAUCUGAACAUCACGGUUGCGCGCGGCAACAACUGGGCCAUCCCAUUAUUCUGGGCGCCGGUGCUCAAGUACAUCUCGGCUCCGAUCCUGCUCAUCGUCUUUUCGCUCGGCUACCCCAAAUUCACCCAGAGGAUGCAGGACCCCCUCGAGAUUCUUGGCUUUGCCAUAUCCCACUGCAUCAUCGCAGUAGUCCUCCUUGGCUUCCUCCUCCCUCGGUGGUUUGAUGUCUUCAUCCCAGAGCAGCGUCGCAAUGAGGGUAUCCUGCCGUAUGCGCCCGGUGUCACGCUGGGCACGUCACCGGAGGAUGCUGCACGCGGCGCAACCGAGGCCGGACUGGACAGGAACAUUGAAGGUCUCAACGACAUGCAGGAGAGCAAACGAGCCAACAGCGGUGAGGUUGAUGGCACCGGAACCCCGAGUGAUGACCUGUCGGACAAGAGGGUCGAUGUUGACGAUCAUGUCCAGAGUGACCCCAAAACUGAGCGUGUGAGGAACGAUGUCAACUGAUGUUAACGAGCAAGCAGUGGUGAUUUCUUGUGUUGUUCCAUGGACGAAGUGCUUGCUUGGUAGACCCCGCAAAAGCCGGAACAGGGUAGGAGUCACAAAACUCCACACUAGAUUAAGUGGUGCUGGGUUUAGGAAUACAUAUUAUUUUCCAAAGGAACAAAACCAGAAACGUUGGCAUAAUACUCCGUUGGAGAUAAGGGAAGGUGGCAAUGUAUGCGAACUAGGUCGAUCAUGACAGGGUUUAGGGCCAUU
Molecule: messenger RNA, 2663 nt
Organism: Pyricularia grisea
Lineage: Eukaryota; Fungi; Ascomycota; Sordariomycetes; Magnaporthales; Pyriculariaceae
Exons: 5
Coding region: 291-2411 (706 amino acids)
Biological process (GO): sodium ion transmembrane transport
Cellular component (GO): membrane
Source: RefSeq, a predicted model, not a curated record